Messenger RNA from Stegastes partitus (bicolor damselfish), 3346 nucleotides. It is a transcript of the gene vps4b, whose product is annotated as vacuolar protein sorting 4 homolog B. Gene Ontology annotation, molecular function: ATP binding; ATP hydrolysis activity. Gene Ontology annotation, biological process: endosomal transport; vacuole organization. The coding region runs from base 370 to 1896 and encodes 508 amino acids. Lineage: Eukaryota; Metazoa; Chordata; Actinopteri; Pomacentridae. The record is from RefSeq and is a predicted model, not a curated record. The transcript is spliced from 13 exons.
AAUUUUUAUGCGUCCUGCUGGUUCGGCCUUUUGUUUGGGUGGAACCAGCUGUUUCUGUGGAGCCAGCUGUUUCUAUUUGGGAACUUUUACGCAGUGAUUCAGCGACCUGCUUGUGUUGUCUUUGGUAACUCGCACAACAACAGUUUAGCGCCGUGACUCAUUGGCAGGAGGGUUUUCCGCAUAUUCCAGCAUCGUUGCCAUUCCUCGGACUGGACGGGCUGCUUUCUUGAACGCAUAUGUCAGAGCUGAGGGAGGGAGGAAGACGCAGACAGGAACUGGUCGCACAGAGGCUACACGGCUGGAUAAACGAAACCGGCGGGGAUCAGGGGUUGAAUCUGUUGUGUGUUUGUAAAUCUCACAGGACUCUGCAUGGAGCCCACAAAUCUACAGAAAGCUAUUGCUGUAGCACAGAAGGCCUCACAGGAGGACCAGGCUGGGAACUAUGAAGAAGCCAUCCGCUCCUACCAACAUGCUGUCAAGUACUUUCUGCACAUUUUGAAACGGGAGCCGCAGGGGAAAGAUGGCAACCAGAAGAUUCGAGAUAAAUGUAAACAGUACCUGGACAGAGUGGAAGAACUACAGGAGUACCUAGUGAAUAAAGAGAAAGCCAUUGAUCUUGCCAGCAAGGCGGCUCAGGAGGAUAAAGCUCAGAACUACGAGGAGGCUCUGCGCCUAUACCAAGCUGCUGUUCAGUACUUCCUUCAUGUGGUAAAAUAUGAAGCCCAGGGCGACAAAGCGAAACAGAGCAUCAGGGCGAAAUGUGCCGAGUACUUGGACAGAGCAGAGAAGCUGAAGGAGUAUCUAAAGAAGAAAGAGAAAGCUCCCCCGGCCAAGCCUGUCAAAGAGUCACAGUCAGAUGACAAAGGGAAUGAAAGUGAUGAGGGUGAUGAUCCAGAGAAAAAGAAAUUCCAAAAUCAACUCUCAGGUGCAAUUGUUAUGGAAAAACCAAAUAUCAAAUGGAAUGAUGUUGCUGGUUUAGAGGGAGCCAAGGAGGCACUCAAAGAAGCUGUUAUUCUUCCAAUCAAAUUCCCUCACCUGUUCACAGGAAAGAGAACUCCAUGGAGGGGGAUCCUGCUCUUCGGGCCUCCAGGUACAGGAAAAUCCUACCUGGCUAAAGCUGUUGCCACAGAGGCAAACAACUCAGUCUUCUUCUCGAUCUCCUCGUCUGACCUUGUCUCCAAAUGGCUGGGAGAGAGUGAAAAGUUGGUGAAGAAUCUUUUCAGCCUUGCAAGGGAGAAUAAGCCAUCUAUCAUCUUCAUUGAUGAGAUCGACUCCCUGUGUGGCUCAAGAAGCGAGAACGAAAGCGAAGCUGCUCGACGUAUUAAGACAGAGUUCCUGGUUCAGAUGCAGGGUGUGGGGAAUGACAAUGAGGGAGUGCUGGUCCUGGGGGCAACAAACAUCCCAUGGACUCUCGACUCUGCCAUCAGAAGAAGAUUUGAGAAGAGGAUCUACAUCCCGCUGCCUGAGGAGCACGCCCGCUCCUUCAUGUUCAAGCUCCAUCUGGGCUCCACAGACAACAGUCUCACCGAGUCGGACUUUGUCAGUCUGGGCAGGAAGACGGACGGAUACUCAGGAGCAGAUAUCAGCAUUAUUGUUAGAGACGCUCUAAUGCAGCCUGUUCGAAAGGUCCAGUCAGCAACUCAUUUCAAACGGGUACGAGGUCCAUCAAGAACCGACCCCAACACUACUAUAGAUGACCUCUUGACUCCCUGCUCACCUGGCGAUCCCAACGCAAUUGAAAUGACUUGGAUGGAGGUCCCUGGGGAGAAGCUAUUGGAACCUGUAGUAUGCAUGGGAGACAUGCUGAGAUCUCUGUCCAACACAAAGCCAACAGUUAACGAACAGGAUCUGGAGAAACUGAAAAAAUUCACAGAGGACUUUGGGCAGGAAGGCUAGGUUGGGUGAUUGAGCUGAGUCAAGCCAAACCAAAGCAAAUGAAUUGUGAUUGUGUUCCUUUACUGUCCUUGUCGCUUUUUCGCUCUCUGUCUCAUCCUAACCAUUCAAUGGGCCCCGUGAGUUAUCUAAGUGGGGAAGAUUAUUGCUCUAUCUUGCCAAACUGAGAACUACACAAAGGGUGGAAGACCUAUUUUUAUUUGAUAUCACAAUUCUCCAAAGAAAAAAAAAAACUUCCCACCCACAGCUGACUUGAAUAAAAACCCCUUUAAAAAGCCCAACAAACUAAAGGUGUUGAUGAGCAGAUUAGAGAAAGUAACAGCAGACAUACACAAUACUUGCAAGUAAUACUUUAGAAAUCAAGAUCAUUUAAGAUAAAAAAAAAAAUGCUCUUUUGUCCUGAAAUACACCUUACACAUUAUGUAUUUUUUCUUAAGAAAACAACAAGCAGUUUAUAGCAUAUACUGUACUUUGAGGAAUGUCUAAUUCUUCGGCAGUGUGUUGAAGCAGAGCAUGAGUCCAAUUUAUUGUGGUGAGAUAUGUCAUUGACUCAAGGUGGUGGACAUUUUAGAGUUUGGAGACUGAGAUUCUCAGGAUGAGUGCUUCAUUAGGCCCUUUGGCAAUUUUGGAUUGUUUUGCCAUUUUCCAAACAAAUGACAGUUGUGUGCGUUUACUCAUUUCUUAUUUGAAUCAAACACGGCUGUUAGGGUGGAUCACCAGUGGUGCCGGACCAGCAUUAUUGUCCCAUUUCUCUGGAACUAAAUAGCUUUGAAUUGCUUUGUCACUCGGCUCUUGUUUUUGUUUUGUUUGUUUGUAUUUUUUUUCCCCCACAACCUACUGUAUAUAUUUUCCAUCCCUAUCCACAGGCUUUGCUGAUCAUCCUUAAUCAAAACUGCAAAAAAAAACAAAAAACAACUAAGCCUUCAAUUAAGAUAAAGUCACAUUGCGAAUUAUGAUAAAACAAGACUUGGGUUGUUGAAGCAGGACACUGAUGGCUCAGGUAGAGAGAUCAUCAUCUUGUGUAUUUUUCAACAUAGGAAUGCAUCUCCAAGCAUGAACUAUAAGUAGCCAUAAGUGGCAGUGUGCACCAUGUGCCUUCUAGAAAAGCUGCAACUUUUGUUUUUUUGUAUUGGUUUAUCUCUAAAUUAGUCAUACUGCUCAUAUAUCAAGCGCAGUGUCACUACAACUAAGAAAUGUAUAGUACUUGUAAGUUUCAUGUAAGCUCUUUCAAAGAUUGUCUACAUCAGUACUCGGUUGCUCUUGAGAUGUGCAAAGUGUCUCUUAUGAGUUUUUGAUGGUUAACAUUUCUCAUUUUGCUGUAAAUGUCUAUACAUACAUACAUAUAGCCAACUCUUGAGCCUUUUCUUUGUAAAGAGGUCACCCAUGCAUACAAUACUGUUUUUCAUUUCCAGUGUAAAUAAAAGUUAAAGCUAAGUAAAAAAAAAAAAAAAAA